This is a messenger RNA of Scatophagus argus, 1644 nucleotides long. It is a transcript of the gene higd1a, whose product is annotated as HIG1 hypoxia inducible domain family, member 1A. Gene Ontology annotation, cellular component: mitochondrion. NCBI's taxonomy places the organism in Eukaryota, Metazoa, Chordata, Actinopteri, Scatophagidae. Bases 228 to 491 code for a protein of 87 amino acids. The transcript is spliced from 4 exons. Gene Ontology annotation, biological process: mitochondrial respirasome assembly. The record is from RefSeq and is a predicted model, not a curated record.
UAUUCGCUGGCGUUUUUGUGUUGUUUGUCCUUUACGCAAUACGGAGGCUUCUUUAAAAGCCUGUAAUUUAGUAUUGCGCAGAGGUUGAUGCGUAUCACAAUAUGCAGGAUAGGCAGGGUUAUUUAAGCUCAUUGCUGCUGUCCUUCACGUGUAACCUCUGAACAGUUCAUGUGGCGUUGACAUUAGCUCGGAACAGCGAGUUAAGCUACAAUCCAGCUUGUGUCAAGAUGUCCUCUUAUGAUGAGAAUGAGUCCAAGUUGCUGCGAAAGGCAAAGGAAAAUCCCUUUAUCCCACUGGGAUUGGCUGGGUCCGUAGCAAUUGUUGGAUACAGAAUGAUGAAAAUGAGAAAUCGGGGAAAUACGAAAAUGUCCCUUCACCUUAUUCAGACCCGUGUAGCUGCCCAAGGCUUUGUGGUUGGAGCCGCGGUCAUUGGGGUCUUGUAUUCGAUGUACAUAGACCACUUCUCAAAACCCAAAGAUCAACAGAAGUAGACGCAAGUGUACGUGGACACCGAUAUUUUAUGUCCCUUAAUAUCGCUUCAUAUUAAGGUGUGUAGAACGUCAAGAUGUGUCGUGUGUACACAUCCCUUCAGCAACUUCCCGCCACUGUAAAUAGUUAUAAUAAUCACAUCAUCACCACCACAUUUCCUGUCCUCUGCAUAGCACAUCAGAGGGUCAAGCAAUCACUUCUGUAUCAGAAAGGAGGUGUAAUUGAUCUCAGCUGUUUUAACACCCCAGUGUGUGCUGAGUGUUUGCAGUUGUAGAUCCAGUUGGUCUGAAAUCUGUGUGGACAGAUGGCAUUGCAGAUAACAUUUUGUUGCCUCUGUUUCAAACGAUGGGUGAGUGAAAUAUCAAAAAUGAGAAAAUCUAGUAAAUCAACUGAAAACAGUAUGACUAGGCUAAACCUAGAUUAUGAACGUUUGCCAAAUUAAAAAUGUUUGCACUUUUUUUGGGAUUUUUUUUUUUUGGAUUGGCAUCCUAGUGAAUAUGGACAGCUUUGAUAACAUGCACUUUCGAGACAAGGCCUGUGCUUUCACAUUAUUUUAGUAACAAGGACACAAAUGCUUUUUGGUUCAUCACAGACUGGUCAGACUGGACCGAAACACAUGGAAAAAGGAAAAGGGACAAAACCCAUAAAGGCCUCUCGUAGAAAUAAAAUCUGUUUCAUUCAACAGGCAUAUUUUUAUUAUUACGUUAUGAUACACUGGGGUGCAAUGCUUCAUUACAGCAGCUUCCAGACUCUUCAUCAGACACGUGAGCUAAAUUAACGGAGGUACACCUGCAGACUGUGCAGUAACCUAUAAAAUAUCUUAUAUAUUGUGAUAUUCUUAAAUAGAUGCCUUGUUAAGUUAUUCACAAAGUUGUGUUGGAUGUUGUGUGCAAAUACUGUGAUUUUUGAUUUUAUUUUUUUCUGGGAAUAAAAAAAUAUUAGUUUGUUAUUCUGAAAUUUUGCUGUUGUUUUGAAACCUCUCCAACUUGUACUGACAAUGUAAUUUUAACUUUUGUCGCUUAAAUAAAUAAGCUUUGUUAGAAACACAUCUCAGUAAAACCUAUAUAAAUUAGCCGCACCACAAACCACAGUUUUCAAAGUGACUGUUAAGUUCUGCUCCAUCUCUGUAACCAUUGCAAUAAAAGGUGAAACUUU